Bacidia gigantensis is the source of this 549-nucleotide messenger RNA. RefSeq lists its product as uncharacterized. The coding region runs from base 1 to 549 and encodes 182 amino acids. NCBI's taxonomy places the organism in Eukaryota, Fungi, Ascomycota, Lecanoromycetes, Lecanorales, Ramalinaceae. The transcript has 5 exons. The record is from RefSeq and is a predicted model, not a curated record.
AUGCCGCCACCGUGGGCGACCAACCCUGCUCCCAAGACUGAAUCAGCCCGCGAAGCAGCCAAAUCCUUUUUCUGCGAUCUCUGCCAGAAGGGCUAUAGUCGGAUCAACGAGUUCGAGGCACAUGAGGGCAGUUAUGAUCACCAGCAUAAGAAGCGCCUCAAGGAAAUGACGCGCCUAACCCGCGCCACGGGCACCGCCUCGACCAGCAAAUCCGACGACCCCUCCUCCAUCUCCAUCAAACCCAUUUCUCUCGGCUCAGCCACCGGUGCCGGCAAGACUGGUGGCGCUGGGUUCAAGAAAGGCGGAUUCAAGAAGAAUGCUUUUGCUGCUUCCGAGGACGAGGUGAAGACUGUAGUUGCCGGGGGAGGGGAGGGGGAUAAGGGGGAUAAGGGGGAUAAGGGGGAUAGGAUGGAGGUGGAUGAUGUGCAGGGGGAGGGGAAUGGCAAGGGUAGUGAGCAGGAAGAGUGGGAGAGGUGGGGAGAUUAUGAUCCUAGGAGACCUACGGGGUGUGAGCUGGAUCAUUCAGGCGAAUGGAUGCACUCAUUGUGA